This is a messenger RNA of Mobula hypostoma (lesser devil ray), 1810 nucleotides long. Its product is annotated as double-strand-break repair protein rad21 homolog. Gene Ontology annotation, biological process: replication-born double-strand break repair via sister chromatid exchange; sister chromatid cohesion. The transcript is spliced from 13 exons. Gene Ontology annotation, cellular component: meiotic cohesin complex. Gene Ontology annotation, molecular function: chromatin binding; protein binding. The record is from RefSeq and is a predicted model, not a curated record. Bases 1 to 1755 code for a protein of 584 amino acids. Lineage: Eukaryota; Metazoa; Chordata; Chondrichthyes; Myliobatiformes; Myliobatidae.
AUGUUCUAUGCUUCCUUAUUUCUGAGCAAACGUGGGCCACUGGCUAAGAUAUGGCUUGCUGCCCAUUGGGAUAAAAAGCUAACAAAAGCUCAUGUCUUUGAGUGCAAUCUGGAGGCUACUAUUGAAAGCAUUAUUUCACCCAAGAUUAAAAUUGCAUUGAGAACUUCAGGCCACCUUCUUCUAGGAGUGGUGAGGAUUUACAAUCGAAAGGCAAAAUAUCUCUUGACAGACUGCAAUGAGACAUUCACAAAAAUUAAGGUGGCCUUUCGACCAGAUAUCGUGGACCUUGAUGAAGAAAACCUUGAAGCCACAUACAAUGCCAUAACACUACCUGAAGAGUUUCAUGAUUUUUCUAUUCAGCUGCCAGAUGUGGAUGCAAUUGAUGUUGCUGAGCACUUUACAUUAAACCAGAGUACAUCUGAUGCCAUCACCCUUAAAGAAAAUAUGUGCAGUAUUCUUCAAGAUAAUGGAUUUGGUGAUGGUUAUGGGAUGUUAGGGAAUAUUGGUAUCCUGGAUGACAAUGUAAUAAGCACAAGUGAAUCAUUGCUUCCUCAAACACCAGAAAAUAAUUCUGGUACUUCCAUGAAAGGAUUCAUGUUAAGCUAUGAUAAAAGCAGCUUUCAGAAUGAUGGAUUUGGUGAUGAGGGAGCAGCUUGUAUGUUAGAGGAGCUUCUCAGUGGUGAAGCCGAGGAUCCUUUUGUGGAUUUUACAGACACUAGCAGUAGCAAUAUUAAAGACCUACCAAAUCUGAAGCCUCAAACUGUUAAGGCUGGUGAUUCGGAUGUUCCUGGUCCAUUACUUCAGACAGAGAGUGCUGUAGGUGAUGAAACUACUCUGCUGUGCAAUGAAGAGUACUGUUUUACCUUGCAGCCAAUUGAUACCACUGUUUCUUCAGAAAGAAGACGGGGUAAAAGGAGGCGGAAGCUUAUUGUGGAUUGCAUUAAGGAACUGGAUAGUAAGACCAUUCGUGAUCAAAUUGAGGACUUUUCUGAUACUAUCACAACCAUAGAACUGGCCCCACCUACCAAGAAGCUAAUGAUAUGGAAAGAGACAGGUGGAGUUGACAAACUGAACACUCUACCUGCCCAGCACCUAAUAAAUUGCAGAUUAUUAAAGUUGUUCAGACGUUGCCUUAGAAAAUGUCUACCUUGGGAGAAAAACAAUCAGAAUGAUGCUCUGGAGGGAACAUAUGAUAUUGAACAAACAAGAAGUGAGGAACAUGUAAUUGAUUUGCAUAUUGUGGAGGAACCUUGUGUUUUGCAAGAUUCUCUAAUAACUGAAUCCAGAAGAAGUAGCACUGAUCACAGACCGAUAUCUGUCCACAAAGUGUGUGAAGACCAUGAAAGUUUAUUUGAAAAAGAGAUCUAUGAUUUGGAACAAUCUGACUCUGACUUAAUGCAGGUGGAUCUCCCUCUGGAGGAGUCAUUAGUUAUUCAGCUUUCUGUUGGAGAAGAGAGAGAAAGUGAACAAAAUGAAAUUGCAGAGAACCAAAGUCGAGCAAGAGAUCAGGAUUUUGAAGAGUCACGUAGCAACCAAAGAACACAGCACCUUUGGCAUACCCUGCGGCGGAUCCAUCUCAAAACAGGUGAAAAGUUCUUCAGCAUUCAGGAUCUGUGCAGGAAUAACAAUUGCAAACAGGCUGCUACGAAAUUCUAUAGCUUCCUGAUGCUCAAGAAGCAGUUAGUGCUUGAACUUUCCCAAAAGGAACCCUAUAGUGACAUCGUUGCAACCCCAGGAGAACUGUUUAAUCGCUGAGUGCUUAAUGAUAUUCCAUUGCUCUUUUCAAAUAGCCUUCAAAGUUGCAAGUACU